This is a messenger RNA of Galdieria sulphuraria, 595 nucleotides long. RefSeq lists its product as uncharacterized. Bases 67 to 573 code for a protein of 168 amino acids. The record is from RefSeq and is a predicted model, not a curated record. Lineage: Eukaryota; Rhodophyta; Bangiophyceae; Galdieriales; Galdieriaceae. The transcript is spliced from 3 exons.
UGUUGGAGAGAGGGCAAAAUUGUCCUCAACUGAUGGUGACACCCUACUGGAGAUCACUAUUCGCUCAUGUUCACCAGGAAUCGUCCAUGUUUUGAGGUACCAGGCUUCUUACUUUGCGAUACCUUAGAUAUUCGUAAAUGUCAGCCACGAUUAGCAAUAAAGUCAAAUUCUAGCACUAUUUCUCGUUGCUUAUCAUCCAAACGUUUUGUACAAAGAAAGCAACUUCGUUGUAGCUUGUGGGACAAUCCCGAUAUAGAGGAACUGGAAGAUUGUAGAGUGGAAGUAAUUCGACCUUACAGUAAAUAUUACGUAGAUAAACAAGUUUAUUAUUACAAAGGAAAGUAUUAUCGCAUUUCAGAUAUCGGAUUAGGAGAACAAUGGUAUGCUCUGAUACUGGAUGAUAACGAACCAACUGACUUGACUCCGGAAAGAUUUAAAGGUCUUAAAACGGUUCAAAAGAUAAAGCUAGUUUUCCAAGCUCUACUGAGUGUCGUUGUGGGUGCAGUUGUUUGGGCAGGAUGGAAUAUUCUAUUUGCUAGUAUAUCAACAUUUCUUGUGUUAUCUGGACCAUAAAUCAACUCGAGAAUAAGUUUGU